AUGUCUCUCUCACUCGAGCAUCUUGAUGCUUUUCUCCCGAUAACAGCGUUGAAGACGUUUGUACUGGGUGAUAGAAGAUUCAUCUUCCAAAGUCACGGCACGUUCUUUCGGGUGAUUGAUGAAACUACCGGUGUGGUUGCCGCUCAAGUUCAGAUUUUCAAAAGAAACAAUAUCCAUGGUUUCAUUGCUUUGAAUGAACGACCACAUGAUCCUGAUUCGAGCCAUGUCCAAAUUUUGGUCUGGGGUGGUCGCACAGUGCGAGUGGUCAACCUCUUUCUGGCCUCCGACAAUGAAGUCACUCUGUCGACCUCUAGUGCCGAAUUCACUGCUCCAGAUUGGAUCAUGAAUGGGUGCGCGGCUGCUGCAGGUGGUCAUUACGGGGCAUUUUUUAUCACCGCAAACAAUGCGCUUUUAAGCCUCGAAGUGGUCGACAGUGAGCUACCCGGGAGAAGCACAAGCAUAUCCAUUUAUCAACUGGCGACAAGUGUAAAGUCUAUCCUCUACUCCGCCGAUGUGAUUGCGCUUUCUUCCUCCCAUGUCCUUAUUGCCGCUGGUACCGUCUUCGGAGAAAUCAUUGUAUGGUCAUGUUUCUUAAAUAAAACUGGAUCCUACAAAGCAAAUGCAGUGGGCUCCAUACACCAUUUCUUCACGGGCCACGAUGGGUCAGUAUUCGAUGUCCGCAUCUCUCCCCAGAUCCCGACCUUGAAAGGAGAUCAAUCUGGAAGGAUACUGGCCAGUUGCAGUGACGAUAGAACUGUGAGGAUUUGGGAUAUAUCAGAUUGUGAACGCAAAACAGCCGAAGAACCCUCUGCAUACUCCACAGACGGAUUUGAAUUGCGAAGCACUGGCUUUGGUCCUGUUAAGGCAGGCGAGGAAAGCGUUGGAUCCGAGUCAUGUGUGGUCCAGGAGUUUGCGCACACCUCUCGAAUUUGGGGUGUCCAUUUCAGGACCAUCGAAAAUGAUAGCCAAACUCAUAUGGGGUUGGUUUCUCGUGGAGAGGAUUGCACAUGCGUUUUGUGGGACCUAAGCUGGCACUCAUCAUCCACUGGGAUGACUGAUUAUCAGCUCAGGCGAAUUUCUUCAAUGCAAACACAUAUUGGAAAGCACAUUUGGUCUCUGGAUCUUUGCAGAAUUGGUUCUGAGACUGUGGUUUACACUGGAGGUGCCGAUGGUGCAUUGAAAAGUUUCCCCAUCAAAGAAAAUGACAAUGAACAUCUAGGCAAUGGCCCUGAUGCUUCUUUCCAUCGAUUGCCUAACUUACAAGUAAAGGCAAAGAAGAAUCCCACAACCGAGGGGUCAAAAGCUUUUGCAUUUGUCACCCAAGACUGCCUUCUUCGCAUUUCGACCCAAGGUCAGAUCCAGCUUGGACAUCUCGACCCGGCAGAGGAGACUGCGAUUGCUUGGGAGACAAUGUGUGAAACACCUGAUCUCGCUUCUUUUGCCGUUCUGACUACUUUGCCUCAAAUGUGCCUAGCAUUGAUCGGUAGUUGCCGAGGAUUCAUUCGACUCUAUAAUCACGCUACGAAAUCUGUCAUCAACAUCACAGACGUUGGCAACAGACCCCUUGGAUUAUUCUUCCUUCCGACUCAUUCUUCUAAGAUGGACACCUUGAACACUUCUGAAAAAAUCAGCUUCCUCGUCUGUUACCCUACUGGGGAAGAAAUAACACUCGUCAACGUCUUCGGCUGGAACAGCGAUUAUCCAAAUGCCGAAACAAUCACCUUUAGCCUACCAUCAUCAUUUGUGGUUUGCUGUGCGUCUUUCAUCUUCAAUGGCCAAUAUUUGAUAGUAGGAUCAAAAUUAGGCGCGCUUGCCAUAUACAACACCUCCGAGGCUAAGCCCGUAUUGGUCAACCGACGUGUUCAUGGCCGGGACUUUGUUAAUCACAUUAGCGUCGUCACAUCUGCUACUACGAGUGAUACCAUAAACUCGGACUUUGUAUUGACCUGUGGGCGAGACGGAACUUAUUGUCUCCAUGAAUUGCGGCUUUGUGGGAAGGGAACAGAUGUUGUAUCAAUGCAAACAGUGCAUCGUACAGCAUCUAUGACCGGUGGGAACAUUGAAGGUGCCUAUUUCGACAAAGCGACUGGUGAUUUCAUGUUGUACGGAUUCAGAUCCCAGGAUUUCGUCCUGCGCAAUGAGUCGAAGCUGACAGAUGUCGCAUCCAUUGCUUCAGGCGGCUUUCGCCGAGGUUGGGACUUCAUCCCAGGAGACAACAAUAACACUGCUUUGUUCGCGUGGAAAAACGGAGCUUCUUUGAUGACUACUCGCGUACGAGCUGGUGCUAGUACUUUACUUCGAGCUGGAGGUCACGGACGGGAAAUCAAAGCGAUGGAUGUUUUCAACCCUACCGAUGGAGAUCGGCCUCUGUUUGCGACUGGUGCAGAGGAUACUACUGUUCGUCUUUUCACGCCGACUUCCUCCUUGACUGCUAGUCCGUGGGGUAGCUUUGAGUGUCUGCGCGUCUUGGACACACACCGGUCUGGGAUUCAGCAGGUGACCUGGUCCAAGGAUGGAAGAUACCUGUUUACCAGUGCUGCAUAUGAGGAGUUUUUCGUGUGGAGAGUCCGCACCAUUCCCAUAUUCGGGGUUGCUACGAAAUUGAUGGCUGCCAGCCCGAAGGAAGACGUGAACUCAGAUCUUCGAAUACUUAGUUUCGAUUUGCUGGAAGUAGAUGAAGUUGACGGGGAGAAGGGUUUCCUUCUGUGCCUUGCUCUUUCAAACUCUGUUUUCAAGAUCUUUCACUUUUCGCCAUCUAACGGGGGCCAAUUCACUCUGUUGGCUCGUGGGAAAUACCUGACAAAUUGUUUGACUCAAGCGCACUUCUUGGUCACGAGUUCUUCCGUGAGCCUUAUCACCGCCGCGACUGAUGGCUACUUCACACUAUGGCAUCUAACAAGCACAAUUGAACCAUUUUACACCAUCACACAAUCCACCUUGAAGGCUAAGCACCCCUUCGACGGCUCUUCUGUCUCACCAGAAAACAUCACAUGUGAAAGUCGAUAUCAGAUUCAUUCCAACAGCGUCAAGGGGAUGGAACUGGUUCCUAUCUCAAAUAUAGCCACUGUUGUUGUGACGGGAGGUGAUGAUAACUCGCUCUCCGUGUCCCUCCUACUAACAUAUCCAUCCAACACCGGCAAAACUGCACAGGUGUCUACGGUUUCCAUCCCUGAUGCUCACGCUGCGGCAGUUAGCGCAGUCAAAGUACUCAAUCAGCAAAUCUCUUGUGAUAUCCCAUCAAAUACAGAAUCCAUUGAAAUCACCGUGGCAUCCUCUGGCAAUGAUCACCGAGUCAAAAUCUGGUCAAUCACCGUGGACCCUACAAAGCCCGGUACCCAGGGGAUCACCGUGGGAUUCUUACUGGAUGCAUACAGCUCCGUGGCUGACAUAUCAUCGGUGGGACUUAUCCAUGGGCCUGAGAAAGGCCUCCCCAUGAAGAGCCAAGCACAUGGAUCGGAAAUAAAGCAGUCACGAUUGGUUGUAUGUGGUGUGGGAAUGGAGAUGUUUGCUGCCGAAUCAGAUCGAGCCUUGUCUGCAUGA
Messenger RNA from Penicillium digitatum Pd1, 3540 nucleotides. RefSeq names its product tRNA (34-2'-O)-methyltransferase regulator RTT10. NCBI's taxonomy places the organism in Eukaryota, Fungi, Ascomycota, Eurotiomycetes, Eurotiales, Aspergillaceae. Gene Ontology annotation, cellular component: cytoplasm. Gene Ontology annotation, molecular function: protein binding. Gene Ontology annotation, biological process: tRNA methylation. The record is from RefSeq and is a predicted model, not a curated record.